AUGGCUCCGGCGAAACCCACCAACGCAAUUUUCGUCUUCUUCGCCACCGUACUCCUUCUCUUCAAUGUGGCUGUUGUAACCCCCAAAUCAACAAUCGAACCAUGCUCAAACAACGACUCCUGUAACGCACUCCUCGGCUACACCCUCUACACCGACCUCAAAGUCUCCGAACUCGCCGCCCUUUUUCAAAUCGACCCUAUUGUUCUCCUUUCUGCUAACUCCAUAGACAUAUCUUACCCUGACGUCGAAUCCCACAUCCUACCCUCGCAACUAUUCGUCAAAAUCCCCAUUACCUGCUCUUGCGUCGAUGGCAUUCGCAAAUCCGUCGCUACACAUUACAAAACUCGUCCUUCUGACACGCUGUCCAACAUCGCUGACUCCGUGUACGGCGGACUUGUGUCCGCCGAUCAGAUUAAGGAGGCGAAUUCGAUAUCGGAUCCGUCUGUGCUUGAUGUAGGGCAGAAUCUUGUUGUGCCUUUGCCUUGUACUUGUUUCAAUGGGACGGAUAAUUUUUUGCCGGCGAUAUAUAUGUCGUAUGUGGUGAGACCGGUAGAUACGUUGGCGGGGAUCGCGGCGAGAUAUAAGACGACGACGACGGAUCUUAUGGGUGUUAAUGCUUUGGGAAAUGCAGCCAUUGAAGAUGGAGAUAUUCUUGCUAUUCCUUUAUCAGCUUGUUCUUCAAACUUCCCAAAAUAUGCAUCGGACUAUGCUUUGUCUGUACCCAAUGGAGGCUAUGCCAUCACCGCAGAUCAUUGUGUGCAAUGUAGUUGCACACCAGGGAGCAGGUUAUAUUGCCAACCCGCUUCAUUGUCAGUUUCUUGUUCAAGCAUGCAAUGCAAAAGCAGUAACCUCAUGCUAGGAAAUGUUACGGUUCAGCAGAGUAGUGCUGGCUGCAAUGUGACUUCUUGUGGUUAUGGUGGCUUCGUCAAUGGAACAAUAAUCACUGCGUUGUCGACUUCUCUUCAACCACGAUGUCCAGGGCCACAGCAGGUUCCACCGCUUACUGCACCACCCACGGUGGUGAGCCCAGGCAUGGCAUUGGCUCCAUCCCCUUCACCUUCCCAAGUUGGCGGUGCACCAGGUGUGGGUCUUCCAGGGUCAGUGGUGCCAUCAACCAGCUCAAGCAUAGUACUACCUCCAUCCGCAAAUGGGCCUAGUGGAAGUUUCUCCGGUGGUUGCUCUUUGGUGAACCCAUUGUUCAGUUCCUCCAUAGCCAUAGGUCUAGUUUUGUUUCUCAAGGUGAUGCUUCCAUUCUUGUAAUAUUUUUCUAGAUUCCCAUCAAGGUACAAACAUGUGUCUGUUGUAUAUUUAAGCUCGAUUUCUGCCCGAAAAGACGCUUUUACACGGGGUUCCACUAUUUUGUUUCGUUUAGGUUGGGAUAUGAUGCAAGAAUGAGAUGAGGUUGUGGUCAGUUUUGGAACUUAACAUUUGAUCAAAUGAAUCUUGAUGUUCUCAUUUGUCUUGUGGACUGUAUAUAUCUAGAU
Molecule: messenger RNA, 1484 nt
Organism: Cynara cardunculus var. scolymus (artichoke)
Lineage: Eukaryota; Viridiplantae; Streptophyta; Magnoliopsida; Asterales; Asteraceae
Product: lysM domain-containing GPI-anchored protein 1-like
Exons: 5
Coding region: 1-1260 (419 amino acids)
Source: RefSeq, a predicted model, not a curated record